AUGCAUACCGGUGUUCUUUUCAUAGGAUGCCUAUGUUUUGUUUGUUUCGUGGUACAACUACUACCGGUCAUCUCGGUGCCCUUGACAGGAGAAAAUAUUGGCUAUAACUUGCACUUUUCACUGUAUAACAACAUAACUUUUGGUGUAUUUGGCAUCUGUGACUUUGUUAAACAUAAGUGCUCGAAGGUUGCUAUUGGGUACCCUACAAAAAGCUAUGAAUAUGCAUUUCAAGAUAUCAAGCAGGAUGAGUUUGAUGAAGACUUCUUUUCAACUGUAUCACUACCGUCUGGCGCCACACACCUGAUUUCGAAGCUUUUGGUAGUUCAUGUCGUUGCAUUUAUUUUAACUGGACUUCUAACUUUGGAAUGUGCCUUUGUCGUCAUUUUAACCCAUGUGGAUAAAAAGUAUCCUGGCUCACCUGUGUGGAUUAUCUUUCAAAGAGCGAAGAAGAAAAAGAAAAAGGCCGAAACGGAGGAAGCUGCUUCUUCGAAUAAGGAUGCUCCAAAGAAACCCAAGAGAAACUUGCUUGGUCAUUUCUCGUGGAUGCUUUUAUUGAGUGCACUUUCCUUCUUGCUGACGCUUCUAGCGUUCCUUGCCGAUUUAAUCUUGUUCAUUCCUCGAAUGAGCUUUCUAGCGUGGAUCCAACUUCUACCGAUUGCGCUUAUGGCGCUUAUUGCAUCGCUUUUGUGUUUUAUGAAGCGUUCCAUCUCUUCCAGAAGGCAUCUAGAUGAAGAGUACAGGGGUAAGAACGAUGAUAUGCGUAACAACGGAGUCAUGCCUCGCUGGAUCGACGACUCUGCUUCCGACGACGGGUUCUACGUUUUCACAAACGGAUUCUACAGCUCUGGGCAGGGACCAGAGGAAGAAGUAGGAAGACGCAGAUCAAGUUCGCUCCAUGAAGUGGCCCCGGUCGACACGUUGGCCCCGACAAACACAAACCAUUCAAUAGACUCACAUGACAUCGCCGAACUGAUAGAAUUACAGCGGAUGGAUUAA
Molecule: messenger RNA, 996 nt
Organism: Candidozyma haemuli
Lineage: Eukaryota; Fungi; Ascomycota; Pichiomycetes; Serinales; Metschnikowiaceae
Gene: RIM9
Product: Rim9p
Exons: 1
Coding region: 1-996 (331 amino acids)
Cellular component (GO): cell division site; plasma membrane; growing cell tip
Source: RefSeq, a predicted model, not a curated record